Molecule: messenger RNA, 1704 nt
Organism: Hemicordylus capensis (graceful crag lizard)
Lineage: Eukaryota; Metazoa; Chordata; Lepidosauria; Squamata; Cordylidae
Gene: MORN3
Product: MORN repeat containing 3
Exons: 8
Coding region: 427-1221 (264 amino acids)
Source: RefSeq, a predicted model, not a curated record
AAAAAAAUCUUUAAUUUAUUAAACCCUUUCCUUGUUGGGAGGUUUGCAGAGGACCCCGGUUGCAACCUCCCUCCAUUCGUUUAAGGCAAACCCUGCAGCCCGGAUGAGGUUCAGCUAACUCUCCCUGCAGUUUGACGACCCAGGACAGAUUAGCAGCUUUUUCUUUCUUUCUUCGGAUGGACACGAUCAACUUCCAUGAGUCAAACAAUCCUGAGGAGGGCAGGACGCCCUCCGAGUCGGCCUCCAGACUAGACUUGCUCUGUUGCACCGGCUUGCCCGUGUUGCUAUGGCUACCUCCACGGAUGUGGCCAGGGCCAACAUUGCAGCGGCCACCUCGUUUGCAUCUCAGCUGAGUGGCUACACUUCCAGCACAACUGCGCAGCUCUGCAAGCCUGGCUCUGAGUCUACAUCCAGCAAUACAAGUCUAUGGAGGUCUUCUGGUGCUGGAUUACUCCAACCAUGGACAAGGACAGCAUGCCUAUCGUGAAGUAUCCCCGGACAGUUGACCCUCUUUGGUACGAAUGGGAUCGGAAGGCCCAGAAAAGUGGGUUAAGGCACACCAUUUAUGCCGUGAAUGGGGAUCACUACACCGGAGAAUGGCUGGACAACCUGAAACAUGGCAAAGGCACACAGACCUGGAAGAAGACGGGAGCCAUAUACAGCGGUGAAUGGAAAUUUGGGAGAAGGGAUGGAUACGGGACAUACAGCAUACCUGACCCUGUCACCAAGGAGUAUAAGAAAGUGUAUUCAGGCUGGUGGAAAAAUGACAAAAAGUGUGGCUUUGGCAUCAAGUUUUACUCGGAUAGUGAGUAUUACGAAGGAGAGUGGAAUGGCGGGAAGAGAAACGGCUGGGGAAGGAUGUACUACAAGGACGGGUCCAUCUUUGAAGGCCAGUGGUCAGAAGACAAGCCGGGCGGCCAAGGAAUGUUCCGUCUAAAAAAUGAAAACCGGUAUGAAGGUUGCUGGAAGGACGGGAAGAAACACGGGCCCGGGAAAUUCUUCUAUCUGGAUACAGGGCAGCUGUACGAGGGAUUCUGGGUGGCAGAUGUCCCCAAGUGUGGAACCAUGAUUGACUUGGGCCGUGAUGAAGCCCCCACGCCCACUCAGUAUCCAAUCCCAAAGGUCGAACUGGCAGACCCAGAUGGUGUGUUGGAAGAAGCUGUCACAGUGCUCGAGAACGCUGAGGAAUUAAGCUGUCAGCCUAGCAAAGAAAAAUGCUAAAUUACACCCCUUUUCAGUCUAAGAAAGUGGUUCUGAACCUGGAGGGGUGGGGGUGGGGGUGGCCAGAUGUUGCUGAACUACGACUCCCAGCAUCCCCUUGGCCAUUGUGGCUGGUGAUGGUGGGGAUUGUGGCCCAACAGAUGGGGACUCAAGGUUGAGAACCCCGCCGGCAAACAGGAUGAGCAGUCACUGUAUUCAGUAACCAUUCCCAAGCAUAGAUCUGGUCUCAUCGAGCUUUUGGCCUGUCCCUUCUCUUAUUUUGCUCACUGGUGUAGCAGCUGAGGUGGCAAUGGAGGAAGGAGAAACACCCUAACUCAUGAUCAAUACAGGAGCCUCAACUCCUCUUUAUAAGCGACCAUCCGUCCUCAAAGUGGGGUUACUUAUUCCUCCCUUAUCCAUCGACAUCCACUACCAAGCCCAGUACCUGGAUUCCCAAGGAUCUCCCCUUGUGCCUCACUCUCUCCAAUAAAAACAUUUAUAAUC